This is a messenger RNA of Hyaloscypha bicolor E, 1373 nucleotides long. RefSeq names its product NmrA-domain-containing protein. The transcript is spliced from 6 exons. NCBI's taxonomy places the organism in Eukaryota, Fungi, Ascomycota, Leotiomycetes, Helotiales, Hyaloscyphaceae. The record is from RefSeq and is a predicted model, not a curated record. The coding region runs from base 239 to 1144 and encodes 301 amino acids.
CGAUGGGGCAGGUUAUUACUAUGUUGACCUUAACCCUUUAUGGAUAUGAGUUUCUCAGACCUUACUUCAUGGCAGCCUCAUCUAUUUGCUUACAUAUAACUGAGUGGAACAAGCCACGGGUUAAAAUGAGGUCGAUUGUGCCUGAGGUCGAGAGUGUCCUCUCUGGCUGGUCGGACUCGCUGAACACCACAUAAUUGAUAUUUGUGCAUCUGGUCCAGAAGACACACAUCUGCUGACCAUGUCUAAGAUCCUAACCGUUUUUGGAGCCACGGGCUCUCAGGGUGGCUCUGUUAUCAAGUCGAUUCGCGAGCAUCCAACACUCUCUCGCACGUACAAAAUUCGCGGCGUUACGCGGUCGCUGCACAGUGCUGUGUCGAGGAGCUUGGCUGCGGAAGGAGUUGACAUGGUCCAGGCUGACCUUAACGAAGUCGAGUCAGUGUAUCGUGCAAUUCUAGGGUCGUACGCAGUAUUUGCAAUGACCAACUUUUGGGAGUACCGAUCUGCAGAAGUCGAAUUUGCGCAAGGGAAGGCUAUCGCCGACGCAUGUAAAAAGGUCGAGAUCGAAUGUCUCAUCUGGUCUACGCUCAGCCAUGCUACGACUGUCAGCGCAGGGAAGCUGCGUUUGAUACACCACUUCGACUCGAAGGCCGACGUUGAAACUUAUAUUCGAUCAAUUCAUGUUCCAGCCAGCUUCGUCAAUCCCGGUUGCUUCAUGUCCAAUCUAAAAACGAUUCUAACAAAGACCGACGACGGCAGCUAUGAACUUACACUACCUAUGCCUAGCACAACAGAAAUUCCCUUGAUUGAUGAAGCCAAUGAUACUGGGAAAUGGGUUGCCUCAGUCCUGUCCAAACCGUCAGAGGCACUAGGACAACAUUUUCUUGAAGCUGCAAGGUGGUAUACCAUUAAUGAUAUCUGUGCCAUAUUCGCCAAAGUCACAGGCAAACAGAUACUAUUCCAACAAGUUUCCGAAUCCGCCUUUGCAGCGACUAACGGUGAAGAGGUAUGUGAGGCCUGGAUCUUACUGAGAGACUACGCAUACUUUGGUUUGGAUGCAAAAGUGAGAUUGCAAGCGUCCCUGGAGUUUCUUGGUCAACAACCCACGUCUCUGGAACAGUACCUUGUUGAUUCUUCACCGUGGUAGUGUCGACACAAUCAUGGCCGAGGCAGUAAAGGUAGAAGCAUAGCCUAGUUCAUGGUACUCCAAGUUUACCUAGUACCGCUCCUCUCCCUUCAUGUCGGUUGAAUAUCAUAGCAAUAGUGGGUCAGAAACCCUCAGGUGUAGGGUAACCAUGAGUAGGUAGCUAAUUUCAAGUUGAAUUAUCUGCACAUUUACAAAAUGUACUAUCCCUGAGACAAUACCUCAAUCGCAG